Messenger RNA from Lolium rigidum, 1398 nucleotides. Its product is annotated as GDP-mannose transporter GONST1-like. Gene Ontology annotation, molecular function: GDP-mannose transmembrane transporter activity; antiporter activity. Gene Ontology annotation, cellular component: Golgi apparatus. The coding region runs from base 69 to 1103 and encodes 344 amino acids. The transcript has 9 exons. The record is from RefSeq and is a predicted model, not a curated record. NCBI's taxonomy places the organism in Eukaryota, Viridiplantae, Streptophyta, Magnoliopsida, Poales, Poaceae.
CGUCGUGCGCCGCCGCCGUGGGCCGCGAGGGAGCCGCGAGGGAGCUCCCGGGACCCGGCUCCGGCGCCAUGGCUUCCAGGCCCACGAUGGGGUCCUUCGGUGUUGAAGGCACUGACCUGGAAGAUGUCAAGGUCUCAAAAGACAGAGACGGCCCUUCACGCUUCCUCAGGCUCCCAAACAUCCAGAACCAGUCUCUGAUGUCCGGUCUGGCUUACUGCAUAGCGUCCUGCAGCAUGAUUUUAGUCAACAAGUUUGUUUUGUCUGGCUAUGGUUUCAAUGCUGGAAUAUCUCUGAUGCUUUACCAGAACAUUGUAUCGGUGACCAUUGUUUCUACAUUGUCCCUCUCUGGUGUGAUUUCAACUGAACCGUUAACAUGGAAGUUAAUCAAAGUUUGGUUGCCUGUGAACAUCAUAUUUGUCGGAAUGCUAAUCACAAGCAUGUUUAGUCUGAAGUACAUCAAUGUUGCGAUGCUGACUAUAUUGAAGAAUGUCGCAAAUGUACUUACUGCUUCGGGGGAAACAUACUUCUUUAAAAAGCAGCAUGGUACACAAGUUUGGAUUUCUCUCAUGUUGAUGAUAAUCUCAGCCAUUGCAGGAGGAAUAACAGAUCUCUCGUUUCAUAAAGUCGGCUAUACAUGGCAGAUCUUAAACUGUUUUCUAACAGCAUCAUAUUCGCUUACAUUGCGGCAUGUAAUGGACAGUGCUAAGCAAGCCACCAAGUCUGGGAAUUUGAAUGAGCUUUCAAUGGUUUUGCUUAAUAACGCCCUUUCACUACCAUUGGGAAUUAUCCUCGUGCUUGGUUUUAAUGAAGUGGAGUACCUGCUGGAAACGCCACUGCUGAGGAUGCCCAUGUUUUGGCUAGUCAUCACUGCCAGUGGAGUUUUGGGGCUUGCUAUCAGCUUUACUUCGAUGUGGUUUCUUCGUCAGACAAGCGCAACAACUUAUAGCCUUGUAGGGUCUCUUAACAAGAUCCCCCUCUCUAUGGCUGGAAUCCUUCUGUUCAAAGUCCGGACAAGCAUGGAGAACUCCAUAAGCAUACUGUUUGGUCUAUUAGCGGGAGUAUUUUUCGCCAGGGCGAAAUUGCGCGACAGCUCCCAGUCCUAGCUGUCUGCCGGGUGUACAGGUGGUAGAAGAAGGUAGCUAGGAUUCUCCUGGUCAUCAGAAGCAGGAUGCUCCCUCAGCUUACAGUCUGGGAAACCUGUGCAUAUGCGAGGUUCUUUCCCAGUUGGCAAAGGCAUCAGACAACAUGUAGUUAGCCUGGUGCUACAGUUUUCCUUUUCGUUUCUUCUCGGCAACGACCUGGAAAGCUGGAACCCUGUUGUCGCUCCAUUGUUGCAUGAUGAUACAGUCAUACAGAUAGAUACUGCUGAAAUAUACCUGGUUGGGUGGGUCUGCUCUA